Molecule: messenger RNA, 2072 nt
Organism: Cylicocyclus nassatus
Lineage: Eukaryota; Metazoa; Nematoda; Chromadorea; Rhabditida; Strongylidae
Source: the annotation of a GenBank genome assembly
CAUCAUUCUUCCCCUUCGCUGCUUCUUCAUCUCUCGGACUGCGGCUAUUCCAGCGGCCUAGGCGUCGAUCGUGCCAUGUCAUUACCUCUGCUGAUUUUGGUAACUGUACAUACUUGUCACGGACAAGGCCAAGGACUGCUUGGACAGAUACUUGGUGGCAUUGCGAACGGUGGUGGAUGGGGUAACCAAGGUCAGGCAGGAUGGGGUAAUCAAGGCCCUGGAUGGGGAAAUCAAGGACCAGGCGGACCUAGAGGUUGGGGAGGACCAGACGGGCCACCAUUUCCUGGUGGUCCUCCUCACCAUGGUGGUCCACAUCAUCGUGAUGGUCCUCCACCUCCUGUGGGUCCACCUCCUCCGGGUGGUCCGCCAAUGCGCCAGUUUCCUCCGCCGCCAAGAGGGCCGCCGCCUCCAUGGUCACCACCAAAUGGUCCGGGACCUGGUUCUAUGGGCGACAGAUUGAGUCAAUUUGGGGAAGCCCUCAGUGAAGCCGCAGAAGGAGUUGGCAGAAUGGCAGCAAAUGUUGCGGACGGUCUAAUUGGCAUGAAUGGAGAAGACAUUAUUCAUAGUUUACGUGGCUGGGGACGUGGUCCACCUCCUCCCGAACACAUAUGGCGAAGACGUGCACGAAGAUUCUGUAGACGAUUUCCUGGGCAUCCUAGAUGCAGAGGCGGUAACAUUCCGAUGUUUGGCGAGAUCCAGAACAUCAUUCAAACAGUCCUUAGAGAAGGAGGACAAUUCUUACCGAGGGUACCAAGGCUCUUCAUUCGCGAUCCUUUGCAAGGUGUAAAUCCAGAUCUAGUCAACGCAGCCAGAGAAUUUAUGUUCCGUCUUGGUGCUAUACCUCCAGAAGCGGGUGUUCAUAUCAGAAAUGUGUGCCGAAGCUUUAAAUGCAUGGAACAACCACCGGACCAGAUAGCCUUCAAAGAGACGGUAGUCAAGAAGCUUUACGAUUUCGAAAAGACUGUGACUGGAAAGGAUAAUACUGACAAUAUCAAUCUUCGGUUGGAUAGGACCAUGCAAGUCAAGCAAGCACUUCUUGAAAGGGCUAAUCUGUCGGGUGUGGUGAUAGCAGCUGACAACGGAGUGUUUGACAAAGACGUCCUCCUGACCGAGAAGCAAGCUCACUUCCUUCUUAACGAACUUGGUAAAGGAGGUGUUGGUACUGAUGAGCCACCACCGCCACCGAGUGCUGACGACAGCAUCGCUAAGGUCAAGAGAGCCUCAGUGUUCUUCGAAGAGAAUCCUGUACAAAAAUGGGAUCCGAACACACCGAUACCAUACACCUUCGAUGAUACUUUGGCUGAGUAUGAUAAAGAUGACGUGCGCAGUGCCCUGAGGGAGAUUGAGCAAAAAUCUUGCCUACGUUUCCAAUAUGUGGAAAAACCUACGGGUUACCAUAUCAACUACAUAAAAAUCGACAAUCCAACUUUCUGCGGUCUUUCGUAUAUAGGAAGGACGGAGCCGGCUAAUCCCAUUUACCUCAGUUUCCUAUGCGGAACAGCUCGAGGAAUAGCCUUACAUGAAACACUUCAUGCUCUUGGUCUUAAUCAUCAACACUUGAGGAUGGACAGAGAUAAACAUCUCACGAUUGAUUGGAGUAAUAUCAAUCCACAGCAUUACGACUAUUUUGUCGUUGCUGAUUCAAAAAUGUUCACAACCUACGGAAUAAAAUACGACUACGGUAGCAUCAUGCACUAUAACGCUUAUACAGGUGCCGUAAAUAUUGCAAAGCCGACGAUGAUACCAAAGGUCGACCCAGAACGGAAUCUUGGACUUUUGGGACAACGAGAUGGAAUGAGUGCUGCUGAUGUCGCCAUAUUGAAUAAAAUGUAUUGUAUACCAAAUUGCGAUGAUACGAAUGUCUUCUGCGGUGCAUGGGCUCUCAAAGAUUUGUGCAAUCAUCCGAAUCACAACAGAUGGAUGGGAAAAAACUGCCGAAAAAGCUGUGAUUUCUGUACUGCUGGUUGAGAACGAUAGUAGCUGUGAUAUUAUAGUAUUUAUUGUUAAUAAUGUUGUUAUGAUCUCGCAUUUCUUUUUGAAUGGAGGUGUGAAAGUAUAAAGUGUCAUAGACC